Porites evermanni is the source of this 423-nucleotide messenger RNA. NCBI's taxonomy places the organism in Eukaryota, Metazoa, Cnidaria, Anthozoa, Scleractinia, Poritidae. The record is from the annotation of a GenBank genome assembly.
AUGACUCCUGUUGAAGCUAGUAAAAAGAAAAAUGAAAAUAAAGUUUGGUCUAAUUUAUACGGUGAUUUAAUCUACUUGAAACCUGGUAAACCAAAGUUUUAUAUUGGAGAUAAAGUUAGAAUUUCAAAAUAUAACAGAAGGGAAUUUGAUAAAGGUUACACGCCAAACUGGACAGAGGAGAUAUUUGUAAUUGAUAAAGUUUUACCAACAAAACCUGUUACAUAUAACAUCGUUGAUUUGAUGGGAGAAGAAAUUAAGGGUUCUUUUUAUGAACAAGAAUUACAGAAAGCAAAACAGCAGACAUUUAGAAUAGAAAAGAUAAUCAGGAGGGAUAAUAAAAAGAAAAUGGCAUUAGUAAAAUGGAGUGGUUACCCUGAUAAAUUUAACUCAUGGAUUAGUUCUAAGGAUUUGGUUGAUUUUUAA